CCUGUGAGCAGAAAACCUUCGGCUGUUGCUUCGGUUCUUUUCGUCUCACACUCGGUUGGAUUUACGAACUGAGCUCCUGUGUGUGAGUGUGUUCGGACUAAAAAACCGUCGGUACCGGAGCCGUUGCUAGCCCUCUCAGUUUCCGGUUGUAGAAGAUGAACGGUAAGUCUGCCAACGGUUCCGUGGGGGGUAUGGCCUGCAUCGAGGGGCUCCCCCCGCUGCCCAAGAGCCUGAGCGGGCUGUUGAACUCCAGCGGCGGCUCCUGGAGGGACAUGGAGCGGAUGUACGUGAAGAAGACCAUGAUCCAGGACGACCUGAGCCGGGGCCGGAACAACAGCGACAGCCUGCUGGCCACCAAGCCGGCCAACCUGGACGCAGCCCUGGCGCUUCUGCGGAAGGAGAUGGUGGGUUUGCGUCAGCAGGACAUGUCUCUGCUGUGUCAGCUCUGGUCCCUCCACGAGUCCAUCCAGGAGUACAAGGGCAGCUGCCAGGACCUGAGCGCCGCCUCCAGCCUCAGCAUGAUGGAGAACGGCUACUUCGACGAGGACGACGAGUUCUACCCGGAGCCCGGCGUGACGCCCACCGGGGAGCAGCCGGAGGGGGGCGUCGGAGGCGGAGCCACGGCCAAGAACGGGAGCAUGGGCGGUAAAGACGACAGCUGGGACUCCUUUCACGUCACCAUCUGAGGUCGGGGCCGGUGUUUUGUCUACAGAUGGAUGUGUAUUUUGGGAGGAAAAGGGGGACGUUUGCCCACAGGAUCGGAUCCGGUCGGUUCCAGAUGGACGGUUCUGGUUCCUUUUUGACCAUAAUGGACUAAAAACAUGAAGCUCCAGUUCAACUUCAGCUCCUCAGGUCAAACACAUCCUGCUUGUGCUGCAGAAAGGCUUUUUUUUGCAGUGUGACCAGGUGCUUUAUCAGCGGCUGGAUGUUUUGACGGUGUGUCGCCAACACCCGGUGAAACUCAGGAGUUGAAACGGUGCAUUCAAAGACUCCAUGUGCUCAACAUUAGGCAAUAUAUACUUUUCUUUUUAUAACCAGCUCUGCUGCUGCUUCUAUAUCAAGUGGUUUUGCUAGCCAGUCACAUUUUUUGGCCGAACUUUUCUACAUAUAAAUAUAUGAACAAAGUUUUAUUAUUUAUUAUAUAUUAUAAAUAUCAAGAUAUUUGCUUUUCUUUUACUCUCUGAAAGUUUUGUCCUGUGACCCGGGUUCAAGGGUGCAGCAGUUACAGGGUAAGGAUUCCAAAAAUGGAAACUUUACAAGACAAGAUGGGAUUUCUGGACUCUGGAGACGGUGUGUGUGUUAAAUUAUCCAUAGACAUGAAUCCAGAGGGUCUGGACGAAGAGCUGAAGUCUUCAUCCCUGUUUACGGUGGAAAAAUGCUUGAGUGCAGAGUGAUGUCAGUGUACAAGGCGAAGGCUUCAACUUCUUUAUUUUAUUUUUUUUGCCUUUUUUAGUUCAAGUGGAGCAGAUUUAUCGCUCUGAAAUGUGAAAUACUCAAAAUGCUGGACACGUUGAACCUCGAGGCCCUGUUUACGCAGCUACAGAUGGCAUGUUUUCCUGAAUAUUUCCAGGCCGCCGCUGCUCAGAAACGCUACGAGCAACUCUGAUGUGUCAGCGUUACGCCGCCGCGGAGGGGCUCGGAUUAUAUUCUUAUAAUAGAAUGUGAGAAAACAGUUUGGUAUACGUAGCAAUUCCAGUCUAUUCUAGGUCUCCUUUUGCAGUUUUGUAGCUUCAGUCCAUAAACCUAUCGAUAAUAA
This is a messenger RNA of Sphaeramia orbicularis (orbiculate cardinalfish), 1756 nucleotides long. It is a transcript of the gene fam89a, whose product is annotated as family with sequence similarity 89 member A. Lineage: Eukaryota; Metazoa; Chordata; Actinopteri; Kurtiformes; Apogonidae. The record is from RefSeq and is a predicted model, not a curated record. Bases 156 to 686 code for a protein of 176 amino acids. The transcript is spliced from 2 exons.